AUGGGUGCAAAUAAUUCAAAUACGAAAUAUCAUGAAAAUAUUUGUAAUACACCACCAAAAAAUAAUAUUCAACUUUUAUUUGAUCCUCGAUCUCCUAGUGAUGCUAUUGCUCGAACACCAAUUCAAAUCGAUAGUCAAGUGCCUGUACAACCUUUAAAAUCAUAUAAUCAUCUUAUACCACGUAUUAUUGGACGAGAUAUAAGUAUAAAUGAAGAAAAUAAUGAAAAUAAUCCUAAUGAAAAGAAAGUUAAUAAUGAUGAAAAUGAAUCAAAACAUUUAAUUGAUGUUGAACCAAUAUUAGAUCCAAAUAAAAAAUUAACUAAUUUGGUUACUAACAAAAAAAUGAACAAUUAA
Messenger RNA from Rotaria sp. Silwood1, 354 nucleotides. NCBI's taxonomy places the organism in Eukaryota, Metazoa, Rotifera, Eurotatoria, Philodinida, Philodinidae. The record is from the annotation of a GenBank genome assembly.